Molecule: messenger RNA, 5154 nt
Organism: Cherax quadricarinatus
Lineage: Eukaryota; Metazoa; Arthropoda; Malacostraca; Decapoda; Parastacidae
Source: RefSeq, a predicted model, not a curated record
AUGUCUGGGGGUGAUGUAUCAAAGUUAAUGAGUGCCAUUAAGGAUGGGCUGCAUGCCGAGUGGGCCGAAUUCAAAAAAACUAAGCAAGUUUCAGUAAAACCUGUAUGUGCUUAUGCCACUGGAGGUCAGUGGGACACGCCUAUAUCAGCUCUAGCCAGCAUUAGUGGAGGCGUAUGCGAGUGGGAGGAGUGCUUAAAACACACAGUCGACCCAACAGUGGAUAAAACACGUGGCGUGCUUCCCUCCGAGAUCAUGGUAGGGGCAGAGGGACAGGUCAUGCUGUACCCUGUGCGACGUCACGUCUCCAUCGAUGCAGGUGCAUCCACCCCAGCCAGUACACUCUCAUCAGCAUCAAAGGCAAUGGAGCCCAAAGUUCCUAUUGUUGCUGUUGGAAAGAAUAAACAUUUACCACCCAAAGCAAUGUUGUUAUCUAUCAUAGAACAGACAGCAAACUACAUGUUGGAUCAUGUAAAACGAGUGAGUGAAAAUGCAUUUAUAGCUGGUAACAACAAGAUUUUGUUUAUGUGUCUGGCUUCAGCGGCUCUUGUUAGAAGUAGACUCAGUGCUUACAAGGACAUUCUUAAACAACCUACCUCAAAGAAUAUGAGAGCUGCGCUGGGUCGGUGUGGGGAGGUUGUGGAGUUUAUGAUGCAGAACAUCCUAAGCUACAACUGUGACCUCCUCCAUUCAUCAUUGCUGCAUGAUGCUUCAAGCCAUGACUGGACAGACCCUAAGCCAUACCAAGAAAAUGGCAGAUCAUCACUGACUAUCCAGAUGUGGACAUUCUAUAUGCAAGGUGUACGUAAUGACCUCUGGCGCUAUACUUCGCCACGCAUCGGUGAGAGUAUUCUGGCCAGCAUCUUCACAGACACCCUUAGUCUUCUGGUAACAAGAUAUGCUCAGAUUGAGCCCAGUGAUGUACGAAUGUCACAGUAUUCAGCAGACAUAGUUGCAAUUCUUACAGUCAUUGCAGCUUUUCUACCCUCCCUUAUAGCCUCUCCAACAAUGUUUUUCUCUGUGCGAAUCCAUGAAUCAGUUGCUCUGCCUAUUCAUCGUCGGGCAGACUUGUUACUCAAAGUUGCUGCUCUUAAAUGUGCACCUAUUGAAAAUUUAGCACGGAUAUUCCACAAAGGGUUUGACAAUGCUGUAAAAAGAACAGGCUAUCCAGGCUCAGAGACCAGCAUUGACUCGACCCCUGCCUGGCUUACCUUUCUCAACCCAACCUUGUUUCCCCGUGGCAAAUCAUCUCUGGGACACAUAGGGGACAAUAUUGCAGUUUAUCUCACACUGCUUACUGCUGCCAGUCGACCUCACCCUCAGUACCCACUCAUUAUUAGGGGUUUGUUGAUGCGUCAGUAUCUUGGUACCAAGAUAAUGAUGACAGGUCUGCAGGAUGCCCCAGGCCAGGUGUCCACUGGAGAGCCUUGUGGUGGACCUAUGUGUAUGAAGCACCUCUGUACACCACCUCUCAUCCCUCAUACUGUAUAUGCUGCCAUUGCACAGAUACUGGUAAAGUGUGUGGACUGGACACCAGCUCUUUGUCGACUUAUGAGUCCAGGAGUCAAACACUCUGGCUUGUGGGAUUCUCUUGACCGCACUCAGGUUUGGAAUAUACAGCGACCACCAUGGCACCAUGCUCUUGUGCAGCUUGUUACGCCCAGUGUGGCAGGAGUUGUGUCAGAGGUUAUAAGAGCAGUUCCACCACAACCUCCAGCCAAACCUGCUCAUCCAAGUCAGUUGUCUGUGCGCUUGGAACAUCAUCUAGCAGCCUGGACUCUGCAGUUGCUGACAGGCAUGGAAGGUGUUGCUGAUACUGUGCCUCUGUCUGUCAUAUAUGUCGCACAUACAAUCAACACCUAUUUGCCACCAACUAUCAAGCCUACUGGGGGUCAUGUAAUUACACAGAUAGUGGUGAAUGCCAUGUAUUCAGCCAUCAAUUCUCGUGUAUCUCUAGAUGAGCUGAAUGAUGCCCCAAUCACAGAUGGACAGUGGGACAUGAUGAUUGCAGUUGGAGAACGUCUAUGCUCCUUGCAUGAUGGCAACUAUGAUACACAUCUGAAGCAGAUGACACAGGCCUUGUUGGCACAACUUGAAGAUAUGGAAGAUGAUGGUGAAGAAGACAGUCUAGAUGAAUAUACAGAUGAAGAUGUAAUAGAGUGUGUAUGUACUGCCUUAGCCAACACUGUUCUUUCCUCUGUUCAGGGUCAACAUGCACUUGUGGUAGUGUGGGAGUUCCUUAAGAGAAACAUGGAGUGGGUACAAGAGGCUCUUGGCAUUCCUGCUAUCCUUCCUCUCAUCUCUGAUCACCCACCAGCGCAACUCAUCUUUACGCCACAUCCCCCCAUCUAUAACCCCAUAUACUACUACAAACGUGUAGUAUAUACUCGUUUGGACCAGGAGAGUUUGAUGAGUUUUAAAGGUGACUGGGACACAAUAUUAUGGAAUGACUUUGGCUUGCCAAAAGAUACCAUCAUUGACUUGGUUAAGCAGAGGCCAGAGUUCCAGGAGGAAGCCCUUCUUACCAAGAGCCAGAAAGCAUCAGUUAAUAAACUGAAACCUUUUCUCAACAAUACACAUGAUCCAAAAACAAAGAAAUGAAUUAAGAAUUUUAUACAUUGAAUGUGCUGGUUUUGCAUGUGCAUUUGAUAGGAAAGAAAAAACUUCAUCAUCAUUCAAUACUUUCACCAUCACUUAUACAUAAUCACUGUCUUUGCAGAGGCCAAUAUCCUAAACCCCUCCUUUAAAGUGCAGGCAUUGUACUUCCCAUUUCCAGGACUCGAGUCCAGCUAACCAGUUUCCUUGAAUUACCUCACACAAUAUUACCCUGCUCAUACUCCAACAGCUUGUGAGGUCCCAAAAACCAUUCCUCUCCAUUCACUCCUAUCCAACAUGCUCACACACGCUUGAUGGAAGUCCAAGCCCCUUGCCCACAAAGCCUCCUUUACCCCUUUCAACCUUUUUGGGGAUGACCCCUACCCUGCCUUCCUUCCCCAAAAGAUUUAUAUGCUCUCCAAGUCAUUCUACUUUGUUCCAUUCUCUCUAAAUGACCAAACCACAUCAACAGCCCCUCUUCAGCCCUCUGACUAAUACUUUUAGUAACUCCACACUUCCUCCUAAUUUCCACACGACAAAUUCUCUGCAUAAUAUUUACACCACACAUUGCCCUUAGACACGACAUCUCCAAUGCCUCCAGCCGCCUCCUCACUGCAGCAUUUACAACCCAUGCUUCACACCCAUAUAAGAGUGUUGGUACACUAUACUCUCGUAUAUUGCCUUCUUUGCCUCCAUGGAUAAUGUUCUUUGUCUCCACAGAUAUCUCAGCGCACCACUCACCUUUUUUCCUUCAUCAAUUCUGUGGUUUACCUCAUGCUUCAUAAACCCAUCCACUGACAAGUCAACUCCCAAAUAUCUGAAAACAUUUACUUCUUCCAUACUCCCUCUCUCCAAUGUGAUAUCCAGUUUUUAUUCAUCUAAAUCAUUUGAUACUGAUAUGUUUGACAUUGAUAUGUGCAUGUUACUUUUAUAGUCUUGUAAUAUUUGUCUUGGUAUCAGAGAAUACCUGACAGGGAGGCAACAACGAGUCAUGGUGCAUGACGAGGUGUCCGAGUGGGCUAGUGUGACAAGCGGGAUUCCACAGGGGUCAGUCCUAGGACCUGUGCUGUUUUUGGUAUAUGUGAAUGACAUAACAGAAGGGAUAGACUCAGAAGUGUCCUUGUUUGCAGAUAAUGUGAAGUUAUUGAGGAGAAUCAAGUCAGUAGAGGAUCAGGCAGGAUGACAAAGAGACCUGGACAGGCUACAAGCCUGGUCUAGCAGCUAGCUCCUUGAAUUUAACCCUGCCAAAUGCAAAGUCAUGAAGAUCAGGGAAGGGCAAAGAAGACUGCAGACACAGUGUAGUCUAGGUGGCCAAAGACUGCAAACCUCACUCAAGGAAAAAAGAUCUUGGGGUGAGUAUAAUACCGAGCACAUCUCCUGAGGCGUACAUCAGUCAGAUAACUGCUGCAGUGUACGGGCGUCUGGCAAACCUUAGGAUAGCAUUCCGAUACCUCAGUAAGGAAUCAUUCAAGACUCUAUAUGCCAUUUACGUCAGUCCCAUACUGGAGUAUGCAGCACCAGUUUGGAAUCCACACCUGUUCAAGCACGUCAAGAAAUUAGAGAAAGUGCAAAGGUUUGCAACAAGACUAGUUCCAGAGCUAAGGGGAUUGUCCUAUGAAGAAAGAUUAAGGGAAAUUGGCCUGAUGACAAUGGAGGACAGGAGGGUCAUGGAAUGCACAGGGUGGACAAAGACAGGAUGUUCCAGAGAUGGGACACAGAAACAAGAGGUCACAAUUGGAAGUUGAAGACUCGGAUGAGUCAAAGGGAUGUUAGGAAGUAUUUCUUCAGUCAUAGAGUUGUCAGGCAGUGGAAUAGCCUAGAAAGUGACGUAGUGGAGGCGGGAACCAUACGUAGUUUUAAGAUGAGGUUUGAUAAAGCUCAUGGAGCAGGAAGAGAGAGGACCUGGUAGCAGUCAGUGAAGAGGUAGGGCCAGGAGCUAUGACUCGACCCCUGCAACCGCAAAUAGGUGAGUACACGUCCCUCUGGGCUUUCUUUUAUUUCCUUACUCAUUCUUGUUUAUUUCCUCUAUGAGGAAGUGGAACAGAAUUCUUCCUCCGCGAGCCAUGCGUGUUGUAGGAGGCUACCAAAAUAAUGGGAGAACGGGGCCAGUAACCCCUUCUCCUGUAUAUAUUACUAAACUUAAAAGGAGAAACUUUCAUUUUUUCUUUUGGGCCACCCUGCCUCCGUGGGAUAUGGCUGGUUUGUUGAAAGAAGAGCAGUAAUCAGUAUUAUAAACAUGACUUUUGCUGUCACUUGAUUAAUAUUAUAAAUAUUUAAGUAGGUUGGUUGGUUUUGUUUAAAGUCUGUUAACUGCAUAAGGGCCAAGGUUGUGUUUUAUCUAUAGUAAAAUGAUGCUCACAAUAGAAAAGUGCUAAACCCAUAGGGGUCAUAUAGUACCUGAAGAGUGUGCUUUACAUUGAAAGACAUGCACCUUUCAGAAUAUGACUCAUGAAAUCGUAAUGACACGAUUGCAAACAAACCAUACCCCGGCCGGGAUUGAACCCGUGGUCAGAGUCUCAAAACUCUAGACCGUCGCGUUAGCCACUAGACCAGCUAGCCACA